UUUCAGGAAAAAGCAACAGAAACGAAGAAAUCAUUCUCCUAUGAGUUCCGAUGGACGGUGGAGAUUCAAUCUCCGAACAGCAUUCACAAUCGUUUUCCUCACUUUUCUUCCUCUAAAACUCAACACCCAAGAAGUCUUUGAUUCUUCUCAAGAUCACUUCUUGAUCCAAUCCGAAGCUUAUGUGAACCAUCGCAGCCUGGUCGAGACACCUCUUCCAGGGAAAGAUCCUGCUUUGAGUGCCUUCCCGCCAUCUCCUGAUCAACCGACAACUUUCAGAAAACCAUCUUCACCACCAGAAACUCAAACACCACCAGGAGGAGAUGGAAUCCCGAGUCCUCCUCCUAGUAGUGUUGUGCCAACACAAAUACCCCUAUUCCUGCCUUCGCCUCAGCCUCAGCCUCCACCUCUACCUCAGCCUCAGCAUCAGCCUCAGUCUCCUCCUCCAGGAACUAAAAAGAAAUCUCUCAAUCCUUAUAUGAUCGUAGGCAUAGUCGUUGGCGUAUUCACACUCUCGGUGGCAUUAAUCAUCUUCUUUCUUGUCCUCAGCCGAAAUAUUCCAAUCAAGCCUUGGACCAGCAGUGGCCAGCUUCAAGAUGCUCUUAUCACAGAUGUUCCGAGGCUGCAGCUAUCAGAGCUACAAGCAGCCUGUGAAGAUUUCAGUAACAUCAUUGGCUCUGUCUCAGACGGCACUAUAUAUAAAGGCACUUUGUCCACUGGUGCUGAAGUCGCCGUUCUGUCUGUCGCGGCUAGUUCUCGCGCUGACUGGUCUACCGCCAUGGAAAAACAGUUCCUAGAAAAGGUAUCGGAACCUCGUUUGCGCUUGUUGAACAGAGAACAGAGAUUGGCGUUGCCAUUGAAGAAUAUUUCUGCUCUGUUUCUGCAGGUUCAUAACUUCUCAAAAGUGGAUCACAAGAACUUUUUGCAGGUGAUUGGGUAUUGCCAUGAAGACGAGCCCUUCAACCGAAUGCUUGUUUUCGAAUACGCUCCCAAUGGAUCCCUCUCCGACCAUCUGCACUCUCAACACGCAGAGCACUUGGACUGGCCUACCAGACUCAGAAUCGCCAUGGGAAUAGCCUACUGUCUAGAGCACAUGCACAAUCUCAACCCACCCAUCUUGCACACCAAUUUGGACUCCACUUCUGUCUACUUGGCUGAAGACAAUGCUGCCAAAGUCUCUGACUUUUCUGUCCUCAACUGCAUCUCUCCCUCUAAGGAAUGCUCCUCAAGCAAGAACCUUUUAGAAAACUCACUGCUUAAUUCCCAGACCAACGUCUUAAACUUUGGCGCUCUUGUGUUCGAAAUCAUCAGUCGGAAGUUGCCUGACCCGGAUUUUUUGUUACUCGAAUCCAAGCCCGAAAGAGAUCUUGUGGACCCAACUCUGAAAACGUUUCAGGAGGAUGUGGUUGAGAGAUUGUUGGAGGUGGUUAGGCAGUGUAUGAAUCCAUAUUCAGCUCAACGGCCAACAAUGAGAGAGGUUGUGGUGAAGUUGAGAGAGAUCACCGGAAUAACAGCCGACGCAGCAAUGCCGAGGCCAUCUCCACAGUGGUGGACGGAGCUGGAGAUCAUAACCACAGAAGGAACCUAAAGAGAAAGGAGCCGUAAUUUAGGUGUCCCCUGUAGAUACAAAUAACACUGAAGUGAUGAUCACCUUUUUCUUCCUCUGCAUUAAAAGACUAUAUACUGUAUAUAUACGAACAAAUGGAUUUGCAUAGAAACUAUUGGUAAGAUUAA
Molecule: messenger RNA, 1731 nt
Organism: Eutrema salsugineum
Lineage: Eukaryota; Viridiplantae; Streptophyta; Magnoliopsida; Brassicales; Brassicaceae
Product: probable inactive receptor-like protein kinase At3g56050
Exons: 4
Coding region: 41-1585 (514 amino acids)
Biological process (GO): protein phosphorylation
Molecular function (GO): protein kinase activity; ATP binding
Source: RefSeq, a predicted model, not a curated record